CCCUGCUUUUCUGCACACCCUACAGAGUUCACAGCCAGGCCAUGGCAGCCCUGGCAGCUGGAGUAUCCAAGCAACGUGCAGCUUCUAAAGGGCUUGGCUCUAACCAGAAUGCUGUAAAGUAUUUGGGCCAAGACUUUGAGACCCUGAGAAAACAAUGCUUGAACUCAGGGGUGCUGUUUAAAGAUCCAGAGUUUCCAGCGUGUCCAUCAGCUUUGGGCUACAGGGAUCUCGGGCCUGGAUCCCCCCAAACUCAAGGCAUCAUAUGGAAGCGACCCACGGAACUGUGUCCCAGCCCUCAGUUUAUUGUUGGUGGAGCCACACGGACAGACAUCCGCCAAGGGGGUCUAGGUGACUGUUGGCUUCUGGCAGCCAUUGCCUCCCUCACCUUGAAUGAAAAACUGCUUUACCGAGUGGUCCCCAAGGACCAGAGCUUCCAGAAGAACUAUGCAGGCAUUUUUCACUUCCAGUUCUGGCAGUAUGGAGAGUGGGUAGAGGUGGUCAUUGACGACAGACUCCCCACCAAGGAUGGGCAGCUGCUCUUUCUGCACUCGGAAGAAGGCAAUGAAUUCUGGAGUGCUCUCCUGGAGAAAGCCUAUGCCAAGCUCAAUGGUUCCUAUGAGGCACUUUCUGGGGGAUCCACAAUUGAGGGGUUUGAAGAUUUUACAGGUGGCAUCUCUGAGUUUUACGACUUGAAGAAGCCCCCGGGCAAUCUAUACCACAUCAUCCGGAAGGCCCUCCGUGCGGGAUCUCUGUUGGGGUGCUCCAUUGACGUCUCAAGUGCAGCCGAAGCAGAAGCCACCACCAGGCAAAAGCUGGUGAAGGGUCAUGCAUACUCUGUUACCGGAGUCGAAGAGGUGGAUUUCCGUGGCUGCCCAGAGAAGCUGAUCAGAUUGAGGAAUCCGUGGGGUGAAGUGGAGUGGUCUGGAGCCUGGAGUGAUGCAGCACCUGAGUGGAAUUACAUAGAUCCCAGGAAGAAGGAAGAGCUGGACAAGAGAGCAGAGGACGGAGAGUUCUGGAUGUCCUUCUCGGAUUUCUUGAAGCAGUUCUCUCGACUGGAAAUAUGCAACUUGUCCCCAGACUCCCUGAGCAGUGAGGAGGCCCACAAAUGGAACAUGGUGCUCUUCAACGGCCGCUGGACACGAGGCUCCACAGCUGGGGGCUGCCAGAACUACCCAGGCACUUACUGGACCAACCCCCAGUUCAAAAUCCAUUUGGAUGAGGUGGAUGAGGACCAGGAGGAGGGCAUCAGUGAACCCUGCUGUACAGUGCUGCUGGGUCUGAUGCAGAAGAAUCGCAGACGACAAAAGAGGAUUGGCCAGGGCAUGCUCAGCAUAGGCUACGCUGUCUACCAGAUUCCCAAGGAGCUGGAGAGUCACACGGAUGCUCACCUGGGCCAGGACUUCUUCCAGACCCACCAACCUUCUGCCUGCUCCAGCACCUACAUGAACCUGCGGGAAGUGUCCAGCCGGGUCCGACUGCCCCCAGGACAGUACCUGGUGGUGCCAUCUACCUUCGAGCCCUUCAAGGAUGGUGACUUCUGCUUGAGGGUGUUCUCAGAGAAGAAGGCCCAGGCUCUAGAAAUUGGGGAUGCUGUGGCUGGAAACCCACACAAGCCACAUCCAUGGGACACGGAUCAAGAAAAUGAACACUUCCAGAGCCUGUUUGAAGAGUUUGCAGGCAAGGAUUCUGAGAUCAGCGCUAAUCAGCUCAAGAGGGUCCUGAAUGGAGUGCUUUCUACACGAACAGACAUGAAAUUUGAUGGAUUCAACAUCAACACUUGCAGAGAAAUGAUCAGCCUGCUGGAUAGUAACGGGACUGGAACCCUGGGACCCGAGGAGCUCAAGACACUCUGGCUGAAGAUUCGCAAGUAUCUGGAGAUCUACCAGGAAAUGGAUCACAACCAUGUAGGGACCAUUAAUGCCCAUGAGAUGAGGACAGCCCUCAAGAAAGCAGGUUUCACUCUCAGCAACCAGGUGCAGCAAACUAUUGCCCUGAGGUAUGCUUGCAGCAAGCUUGGUGUGGACUUCGACGGCUUUGUGGCUUGCAUGAUCCGCUUGGAGACCCUGUUCAAACUGUUCAGGCUUUUGGACAAGGACCAGAAUGGCAUCGUUCAGCUCUCCCUGGCUGAGUGGCUGUGCUGUGUGCUGGUCUGACCUGGUGCUUUGGACAUCAACAGCUUCCCUGCUUUCUGCUUGUCUUUUUGCAAUCUUAUGAACACGUACCCUCAAGUGACUUUUUCUGAUUGUUGUAUUGUCCCAGCUAAUCACUGUUUCUGAGACAUUGGUCUGUCCUAACAGAGCAGGCUGGGGAGCCCCAGAUCUCUCAGCAGCACAGAGCUAUGAACUAUUUGAGCUGAUCCCAGGGCCCAGUGGAAGGAAAUCAGCCAAUUAAAGUCAUGGGCUAGAAUGACUUCUGCCUCCCUCUAGAGAUGUGCGAUGGUGUGGGGCAAGCUGGGCUUUUCAUGCACUGGGAAAAGAUAUGACUCUGAGCUACCAGAAGGCUGAAAAAGGUGGAUGCUUUCUUGGAGGAGAGUCUUGCUGGAAGCGGGGCUGCUUCUGCACGUCUUUGGGGAAAGAGGUAGAGGUUUAGCUCUGCCAAGAAAGGCCACAGGCCUUUCUAGAGAAACUGUCUCACUGGGGGUGGGCUUUGAGAGCUUAACUGGGCUUAUGGUUCAAGGUGUGAGCCCUCGGCUUCCUGCUCCUGCCCCCGUGCCUUCACUCCAUCACUGGGGAUGCUCUCUCUCUGGAACCAUAAGCCUUCUAUAAGGUGACCUGGUCAUGGUGUUUUGUCACAGCAGUAGUGACUAGUACAACUGUCUAUGUGCUGAGAUGUGUUGACUGUGGUCUCAAUAUUCAGUCCAAUUCCAAACAUCUUCAUAGUCACAGUAGCUCCAACACUGUUCAAAAAUUUAACCUAUCUUCUGAGGCUUAAGGCAGACUCUUUAGCUGUGAACCUCUACAAACAUAAACAGGUUAUAUACUUUCAAUACACAGUGGUACAGAGGGAGGACUGGGAGGCCAGUAAGUAGAGAUUAGACCAAAGCCAAACAGGGAAAGCACUAAAUUAUAUAGUUCUGUGUCUGGCAUACAGGACAAAUAAUGACAUCAUUUGAGCUUCAAGUGGCUGGGGUAGCCCCUUCCCAGCAGCCUGCAGCACACAUGGGCUCCUUUUGGGGAACCUCCAAUUACUGCCUAUAGGUUUUAUCAGCAUAUGUCACCUGCUCUUGGUGUUUCCAGCGCCCUGGUGUCUCCAUUGAAACUUGGGUGUCACAUUUGCAGCCUACUCAGGGGUCCAUGCGGGGAACCCCGGCUCUGCUACACAUUUCCCGGCCUUUGACUUUUCUCCAGACUCUCAGAGCCGAGCUCUACAGCAUCUGUGUUCUCUGUGCUUGAAAACUCAGCACAACACUGACCUUUGCCACCCAUGCAGGAUAUAGCCAGGAUUCCCAAGAUGAUGGUGGCAGUGGGUUCUGUAAACCUCACAGUCUGGGGAAACAUUUCCGGAGUGGCCCUGAGACAUUCUUUAUAGACGCUCUCAUUUCAAAUGUGUUUCUAUACCCUGUUGCUUCCAAUGCUUGGCAUCUUUGCCUUGAGGUUUGCUCUUGUGCCAGGGCAAAGAGCUCAGUUUGCCUUUACCAGCAGUCAUGCCUUUGCUUGCAGCAUUCACGUGGUUCACUGUUUUACCUGUAUUCAGACUCCUUUGCUGAAGGUUUGACAAAUCCUUCUGCUCUGCUGUGGUGGUCUGAAAGAAAAUGGCCCCCAAAGGGAGUAGCGCUAUUAAGAGGUGUGGUCUUGAUGGAGAAAGUAUGUCACCGUGGGAGUGGGCUUUGAGGUCUCUUCUCCGACUUCACUCAGCAUGAUGGUCAAAUUCCUGUUGCCUCUGAGUCAAGAUGUAGGGCUCUCAGCUCCAGCACCAUGUCUGCCUGCAUGCCUCUGUCUUCUCUUCCAUGAUGAUAAUGGACCAA
Molecule: messenger RNA, 3964 nt
Organism: Myodes glareolus (Bank vole)
Lineage: Eukaryota; Metazoa; Chordata; Mammalia; Rodentia; Cricetidae
Gene: Capn8
Product: calpain 8
Biological process (GO): proteolysis
Cellular component (GO): cytoplasm
Molecular function (GO): calcium ion binding; calcium-dependent cysteine-type endopeptidase activity
Source: RefSeq, a predicted model, not a curated record